AUGACAGCCCCAGAAACCAACGCGGACGGCACAACCCCCGCCUCAGGCGGCAAAAUCCUCGUCCUGCCCGGCGACCACGUCGGACCGGAAGUAGUGACAGAAGCGAUCAAAGUGCUCAACAUCAUCGCAGAAGAGACGGGCCGGAAAUUCGAGUUGGAAGUCGACUUGUGCGGCGGCUGCUCGCUCGACAAGCACGGCGACUCCGUGACGGAGGAAGUGCUGCAGAAGUGCUUGAACGUGGAUGCAGUCUUCUUUGGUAGCGCUGGCGGUCCUGAAUGGGGCACUGCGCAGCCGAAUCCGGAAAGCGGGCUGCUGAGGAUACGGGAUCGCAUGCAGAUCUUCGCCAACCUCCGCCCGUGCAAAUUCGCCAGCAAAGCUCUCCUAGCCUACUCCCCCAUCAAAACAGAAGUAGUCAAGGGCGUGGACUUCAUGUUCAUCCGCGAAAACUGCGGCGGCGCCUACUACGGCAAGAAGAUCGAAGAGGCAGACUACGGCUGCGACCCGUGGGAGUACAGCAGACCCGAGAUCGAGCGGGUGGUGCGGGUCGCCGGCGCGCUGGCCAUGCAGCACGACCCGCCGCUGCAAGUGUACAGCGUCGACAAGGCGAACGUGCUGGCCAACUCGCGCGUCUGGCGACGGAUAGCGACGGAGGUGUUUGAGAAGGAGUUUCCCAAGAUCCAGCUGAAGCAUCAGUUGGCGGAUAGUCUGGCGCUGCUGUUCAUCACGAAGCCCACUGCGUUCAACGGUGUGCUUGUCUCGGACAACACGUUCGGCGACAUUCUGUCUGACGAAUCCGGUGGUCUUACGGGCUCGCUGGGACUCUUGCCCUCCGCAUCGCUCGCUGGACCACCCGGGAACGUCGACAGCAAGCUCGGCAGGAACAGCGUUGGCGGUGUCGUCGGACUCUACGAACCAGUCCACGGCUCCGCGCCAGAUAUCAGCGGCAAGGGGCUGGCAAAUCCCACGGGGCAGAUUCUGAGUCUGGCGAUGAUGCUGCGGUACAGUUUCAACAUGCACCGGGAAGCGAACAUUAUCGAGAAGGCGGUGGAGCGGUGCUUGGAUACUCGGGAGGAUGGUGGGCUUGAGAUCCGGACGGGUGAUUUGGGUGGCAAGGCAGGCACGGUGGAGAUGAGCGAGGCCAUUCAAGGGGAAGUGAGGAGAUUGCUGAAGACAACAUAG
Molecule: messenger RNA, 1179 nt
Organism: Neohortaea acidophila
Lineage: Eukaryota; Fungi; Ascomycota; Dothideomycetes; Mycosphaerellales; Teratosphaeriaceae
Product: Isopropylmalate dehydrogenase-like domain-containing protein
Exons: 2
Coding region: 1-1179 (392 amino acids)
Biological process (GO): L-leucine biosynthetic process
Cellular component (GO): cytosol
Molecular function (GO): 3-isopropylmalate dehydrogenase activity; NAD binding; magnesium ion binding
Source: RefSeq, a predicted model, not a curated record